GCUUCCAGAGCCAUGCCACUGCCCCAGAUCCUGUGAACCCUUGGACAGGAGCUCGCUACUGGGCUGAGCAGGGUCCUGGACACUGGGGGUCCAAAACCACAGGAGCUUUGAGCAGGAGGCCUUGAUAUCCUGGGAUACAAGAGAUGUGUGCAGCUUUAAGGACUUUUAGAGAGCCACUGGGAGAAUAAGGAAUCACGGAAGACACCAAGAACUGGUGGACCACAAGGAUCUCAACAGAAAACAAAGGUGAAGCAUUUUUUUUGGAUUUUCCACUUCGUGGAGGUGGAGGAAGAGAAGGGUAAACAGAAGAAAGAAGCCAACAAAAAGUAGGUGAGGUGAUAACAGAAGCAACCAUGAGAGACAUAACAUGGUGCAUGGGCAUCAUGCUCUGCCUCUCCAUCUGCUUGUUCGGCAAGAGCCACUCAGGAAAUGCACUCAUGCAAUCUCGACCACGGCGAGCACCUACCGAUGACUCCAAAAAGUGCUCCUACACUUUCCUGGUGCCCCAGCAGAGGAUCACAGGUCCGAUCUGCACCUCUGCCACCGGGCCCGAGCCAGACAAAGACCGGGUGACACGUAUGGACAUUGCCGAUGUGCGGGAUGUCCUAUCCAAGCAGAGACGGGAGAUUGAGAUGCUGCAACUAGUGGCGGACGUAGACGGGAACUUGGUAAAUGAGAUGAAGCUUCUGCGCAAAGAGUCUCGUAACAUGAAUUCCCGAGUGACACAGCUCUACAUGCAGUUGCUUCAUGAAAUUAUCCGCAAGAGGGACAACUCCCUAGAACUGGCGCAACUAGAGAACCGUGUGCUGAACGUCACCACAGAGAUGCUCCGACUGGCCUCCCGUUACAAAGAGCUGGAGCUACGUUUUGCAGGCCUUGCUGGCACAGUUAACAACCAAUCUGUGCUCAUUGCCGCCCUGGAGGAUCGUUGUCUUCGUGGAUAUGGACGUCAAGAUCUUCCUGCAGGUCCGCCGCUGGUGCAGGUGGUUCCAGAGAGCAUUCCAGCAAACAACAAUCGCUUCACCAAUGAGAUUCAGAGAGACAACAACAACAGAGCCUUUCCUAGAGGAUCACGAAUGGAUGCCCCAACGCCUGACCCACUGGGAAUCCCACCACUCCCACAGGGCACCCUUACCUCAGAUGGCCCAUUCAGAGACUGUUUCCAGGUGCGACAGGCGGGACACAGCACCAGUGGGAUGUAUCUGUUGAAGGCAGAGGGCAGUGAUAGACUGAUUCAGGCCUGGUGUGAACAUAAAUUAGACAAUGGAGGCUGGACCAUUUUUCAGCGAAGGAAAGAUGGCUCUGUCAACUUCUUCAGGAACUGGGAGAACUAUAAGAAAGGCUUCGGGAACAUAGAUGGAGAGCACUGGCUGGGCUUGGAGAACAUCUAUAAUCUAGCCAAGCAGGGGGACUACAGAUUGCUGGUGGAGCUGGAGGACUGGGCUGGAAAGAAGGUGUACGCAGAGUACAGCAGCUUCCAUCUGGAGUCGGAGAGUGAAGCCUUCAGGCUGAGACUGGGCACCUACCAGGGCAAUGCCGGAGACUCCCUCACAAGCCACAAUGGAAAACCCUUCACAACGCUUGACCGGGAUAAAGAUGCCUUUACAGGCAACUGCGCUCAUUUCCACAAAGGUGGCUGGUGGUACAACGCGUGUGGUCAAACGAAUCUGAACGGCGUGUGGUACUCCGGCGGUGUGUAUCGCAGCAAGUUCCAGGAUGGGAUCUUCUGGGCAGAGUAUGGAGGCGGGUUCUACUCGCUCAAAUCAGUCCGUAUGAUGAUCCGGCCAAUAGACUGAGGUUCACCCCAAGACCUCACCCUCAUAUCAAACCCGAUUGAGUCUAAAUUGCUUGAAUGUACUCAUAAUUCACUCCAGCACUUAUUUAUAAUCACACAUUCAUGUUUAUGAGGACUGACAUGUAUAGCACAGUACAGUCGUCAUUGGUACAGCACCGAUAAAAAUCAUGAAAAGGAGGAGUGGAAGGACAUGCGUUUAUCCAGACUUGUACACCAAUGUCCUCUGGUCCAUCCAAAUGCAGAGAAGACGAACUAGUAAGAACUAAAAGUUGGAGUUGGACGACAACACAGUCAACUUCAGCAUCUCCAUCUCUUACAUUUUUCCUUUACUGUCGUUCUUACAUUCCUCUCCACUGCAGUAUCUUCACUGCUGUCCGUUCCUUCUGAUUCUCCAUUAUUGCUUGGACUGAUGACAUCAAAGCCUCAAUCGCAGGUUUUUAAUCAAAGAUCUUCGCAACUAAGCAAAUGUUGGCCUCUGGCUUUGGAGGUGUGUCUGUAACAAUAAGGACUGGCACUGGGCUGAACUGUUCACCAGGCCCCAUCUGCAUUCGGGGGUAAUGUUGGUCUGUAAAUAUACUUCAUGUUUUAUAUUUGUUCGUUUUUGUAAGAGUUAAUUUAAGGACUCACCACCAAUCCGCAGUAUUCAUUUGCUAUUUAUAUAUCGGUGAUCUGUAUUUAUGACAGUUAUACGCCUCCAAUCAUCUAUUUAUCCCCAAUUAUGAGGCACCAUUGUGAUUUUGACAAACAUUUGUAUACUUUUACCAACAAAGAGAGAAUAUUACAUUCGACUCCAGGGUUGUACUCACCGUGGAAACUGAAAGGGACAUGUCCCCCAACAUCUAUCUUAGAAGUCAAUGAGUAUGCAUUUUUCAUAACUAAAUCUCAAAAUCAGUGUUAUGUUGUUCAUAAUAUGACGUAUCUUCAAUUGAAACAAGGUAUUCAGACAAAAAUCCAGGGCUGAACUAGAUUUAAUUUGCUGGGAGAUGAGUGGAUUGUCUAAAGUGGAUGUUAAAUAUCAUAACAGAGCCAAACCAAUUGUUAAUUUGUUAAAACGGUUGGUCAAGAUUAUCCAAUAGCCAGUGCAGCCUAAAUGAUGUCAGAGAUAAAGUUGUUUCAGAGCAAAAUUAGUAAAUCAUUACAUUUUAAAUUAAAGAUUCAGAAUUCAGAAAUCGGCUUCCUUUUAAUGAAUGAGUUUAAAUUUAAAGUGAAUCGGUUGUGCCAAACAGGAAGUGGAAUUGGAAUUAAAG
Sinocyclocheilus anshuiensis is the source of this 3042-nucleotide messenger RNA. RefSeq names its product angiopoietin-related protein 1-like. Gene Ontology annotation, molecular function: protein-macromolecule adaptor activity; extracellular matrix structural constituent. The transcript has 5 exons. Gene Ontology annotation, biological process: blood coagulation, common pathway; positive regulation of heterotypic cell-cell adhesion; platelet aggregation. Lineage: Eukaryota; Metazoa; Chordata; Actinopteri; Cypriniformes; Cyprinidae. Bases 354 to 1796 code for a protein of 480 amino acids. The record is from RefSeq and is a predicted model, not a curated record. Gene Ontology annotation, cellular component: fibrinogen complex.